AUGUUCACCUCUUACUGCAAGAGUGUUCAAGGACAUCUGGAGCAUAUUCAGGAGUAUGAGCCGACAGGCUUGCAGGACAACCUUCUCGCUUUCGAAGCUCGGCUGACUUCUCUUAGUGCCGCCAGACGGACCCUUUCCCCCAACAAGCACGGUGAUGAGGCUUGCAGACCGCUCGAAGGCCACCCCUCUUCAUCUUCUUUGGAUGUUAUUCCGGAAAAUCCAGCCCGCGUGUUUUCAAAGGAAGAGAUGGCCGAGUGGGCCAACAUGCAUCGCAAGCCAUCUCCUUUGCCCUUGAAGAAGACAUCGACAAGUUCAUCUCUCGCAGAUGGUCCGGGCCGCAGGAUACCGGUUGUUACCUUCAAGCGCAAACGAUCCCCUUCACCAUGUGUCUCCCGUUCUCGCCCCCGUCAGGGGCUGUCUGAGGGAUACAAGGGUCACAUUUUGGUUGAGAAUCGUGAAGAGGCCCGAAGAUUCGCUCUGAUGAUGGAAGGUCUUCCAUACAGAACUGAAAAGGUGCACCGCAUCGUUUUGUGGACUGAUGGAUCUGUUGUCCAUAACUGCGGAGCUGGAUCAGUGGUGUGGAAGAGGUCGCCUGAUCACAAAGACUGGGAUGGCAAAGGAUUUCCUUUGCCAUAUAAAACCAACUGCUCCGUUCUCACGGAGGUCUUUGCGAUUUCACAUGCCUUAGAGAUUGCCGUGGAUCAGCUGAAGGGCAUCCGGGGCCUUGCUUCCAAAGCAUUUCGCGACGAAGGUCGUGAAGUUCAGAUCCAACCAGAGUAUCGCGUAUUUGUUUUCACAGACUCUUGUGAGGCGCUUGAUAUCAUCCGCUCUGGCCGUCCGAUGCGAGGCCGGGAGGCAGUUGAACUGUGGCACGAUUAUAUCCGCAAAUGCAUCAGACAUUACAGUGAGCUUCGGGGGCUUGGGGCAAAUAUCCAAUUACGCUUGGUCCCCGGACACAAGGGUGUACCGGGCAACGAAGAGGCCCACAAGAUUGCAAACACGACUGCCCAUUCCCUAGCAUCUGACUGGGGCCUUGAACGGGGAUGCAAGAGCCGCCGGAUUCAUAAAAUGCUUCAGUCUAUGGGUCGGUCUAUGGGCAGAAAGCUUUGUUGGACACAUCGGGGCUCUGAAAAUUUAUCGAUCCCGAGAAGCUCUGGUGCGGAUGAAACUUACUCACCUCCGACAGUACGUCCAAUUCCUUCUGCGGACAACGCCUGGGAGGUAGAACAGCCAGUAACAAGAAAGAGACCAUGGCGCCGGCUCCUUCAUUCGAUGACACCGCACGUUUCAUUCCCAGUCCCUCUCGCUAUCAUGAUGCCAAAUAUUGACAGAGAUGCCGAUGAAUGGAUUCAUGGCCCCCAGGAGACACUACCAGCUCCAGCGCUGGACCCUUAUUUGGGUUGGACACCCGUCAAUUACCAACGACGAGUUUCCAAUGGUACUGUGGCGGCUAAGCCUUUGAAUCCAGUUCUCCUUGAGCCACCAGCCAUCGUCAUCAUUGAUUCUGACUCAAGUACUUCGGCUGAUAUCUGA
Messenger RNA from Penicillium cinerascens, 1533 nucleotides. RefSeq names its product ribonuclease H family protein. Gene Ontology annotation, molecular function: RNA-DNA hybrid ribonuclease activity; nucleic acid binding. The transcript has a single exon. Bases 1 to 1533 code for a protein of 510 amino acids. The record is from RefSeq and is a predicted model, not a curated record. Lineage: Eukaryota; Fungi; Ascomycota; Eurotiomycetes; Eurotiales; Aspergillaceae.